GCCGCAUCCACCAGGCUCGCGAUCCUCGGUCCUGCUUCGACGCGCUUCCGUUCUUUCCUGACUGGCCUAUUCGCGUGUCUCGAGCACGAGCCGCACUUUUAUCCAGCGGCCUGAGCACGGCCAUUUCUACGUUCUGCAACCCAUCAGUACAGCGGCAACACGCUCUUUUGGAUCUUGACGCGUGCGUUGAACUUUCCUGUAUGUCAGUUGAGGAAGUCCAGUUGCCUUCGGGCAUCGACUCAAAGUACAUUGGCCUUGGUCUCGCCAUUUCUUCCUCCCUAGCCAUCGGCACCUCCUUCAUCAUUACAAAGAAGGGCCUGAUCGAUGCACAACGGAGACAGGGUUUUGACUCGGAAGACUCUUUUGGAUACCUCCAAAAUCCAAUCUGGUGGGCCGGCAUGGUCACCAUGAUUGUGGGCGAAGUGGCCAACUUUGCAGCUUAUACCUUUGCACCAGCGAUCCUGGUCACGCCUCUCGGUGCUCUCAGUGUCCUAAUUGGUGCUGUGCUCGCAAGCAUCUUCCUCAAGGAGCAACUCGGCGUCCUUGGGAAGCUCGGCUGUGCGUUGUGUCUCCUUGGCAGUGUCAUUAUCGUUCUUCACGCACCAGCAGACAAGGAAGUGGAAACGGUCGAUGAGAUUCUUGACUACGCCAUGCAGCCUGGCUUUCUGUUCUAUUGCAUUCUUGUCUCUGUCUUUGCCGUUGUCAUGAUUUACAGAGUUGCACCACGUCUUGGCAAGACCAACCCGCUCAUCUACAUCUCCAUCUGCUCGACAGUCGGCUCAGUCUCCGUGAUGAGUAUCAAGGGUUUUGGUAUCGCCCUUAAACUCACGUUCGCUGGCAACAAUCAGCUCACACACCCCUCAACUUGGGUCUUUGCCAUUGUCGUAAUUGUCUGCAUCUUGACACAAAUGAACUACUUCAACAAGGCGCUGGAUCAAUUCGAUACGUCCAUCGUCAACCCACUCUACUAUGUCACUUUUACAACCUUCACUCUGAUUGCGAGUUUCAUUCUGUUCCGUGGCUUCAACACAUCAGAUGCCGUCAAUACCAUUUCAUUGCUUGCUGGGUUCAUGGUCAUUUUCAGUGGUGUCUACCUGCUCAAUGCAUCUCGUCUUGACCCAGACCUCGCUUGUGGCGGCAAACACAAUGGCGCCAUGGACGGCAUUCCUAUGGACAAUGGUAUUGCCAGCCUUCAGACGCGUCGCUCGAUUCAAUUGCAACGUUCGUCUUUCUCUCAUGCUGAUGGUGCAGCAGGCGAACACAUGCUUUCCACGUUCAGUGAACAAGGUCGGGCUUCACAAACACUCGAUGAUGAUGAACAAUCACUCGGUCUCAGUGACUUGACGGAGAGUGACGAAGAAGCUCCUCUGAGCGCACACGACACAAAAGCACCUGGGAAUAAACGGCAUGCUCGAGCAGCCAGUGGUUCUGGACAUCACAAGAAGAGUGGUAGUUUCUCGUCUCGGCGGAUAUCCGAUCGUCGUCUGUAAAUAAGCCAUGUCGAGCCAAGCUAUGGCUCAAAGUCGAGGAGAGUGGUCCUUCUCUUGCAUCAUCCUGUUUGUUUCCGUAUAGCCGUGUCACUUCUUGUAGCUGUUCUGUAAAUACCAUUUCUAUUCGGAAGAUGAAGCUUGAUAUAGAUGAACUAAAUUCGCAUCUCGUAUAAAUGAACCUUGAAUGAUUGUAAAUGUAAAAUAGAUGCAAACGCCGAGACCAGGGCAAGAAUAGGAAGGAAAGGGUCCACUCAUACUAAAUUCAGACGGGGUGCACAGCACAGCUUACAAGAACCCACUCUCUUGCAACAGCCUGGCAAUCUUCUCAUCCUCACGCUCCCUAGGCUCCCGCUCCAAACUCAAAUCCCACAUGUCUGAAAUUUCGCGCGUCAAAUCCAAGCAAGACGUAAUGUACUUUUGGAUGUCCGGCAAUGGUUG
Messenger RNA from Protomyces lactucae-debilis, 1928 nucleotides. RefSeq names its product magnesium transporter NIPA-domain-containing protein. Gene Ontology annotation, biological process: magnesium ion transport. The record is from RefSeq and is a predicted model, not a curated record. Gene Ontology annotation, molecular function: magnesium ion transmembrane transporter activity. Lineage: Eukaryota; Fungi; Ascomycota; Taphrinomycetes; Taphrinales; Protomycetaceae. The transcript has a single exon. Gene Ontology annotation, cellular component: membrane. Bases 201 to 1490 code for a protein of 429 amino acids.